Messenger RNA from Rhineura floridana, 1684 nucleotides. RefSeq names its product defective in cullin neddylation 1 domain containing 2 (gene DCUN1D2). Gene Ontology annotation, cellular component: ubiquitin ligase complex. Gene Ontology annotation, biological process: positive regulation of ubiquitin-protein transferase activity; protein neddylation. The coding region runs from base 504 to 1238 and encodes 244 amino acids. Gene Ontology annotation, molecular function: ubiquitin-like protein binding; cullin family protein binding; ubiquitin conjugating enzyme binding. NCBI's taxonomy places the organism in Eukaryota, Metazoa, Chordata, Lepidosauria, Squamata, Rhineuridae. The transcript is spliced from 7 exons. The record is from RefSeq and is a predicted model, not a curated record.
UCACCACCACCACGUACCUUUCCCUUUUUUGGGCAGGGGAGAAGCUGUCAGGUUGCUGCAGCCUGACCUCUCUCCCCAGCCCUUCGCGUUUUUGUCCCUCUUCUGCCUUCUGCUUCUCAUACAGACUACUAGCUGAAGGCUACACUUUUUCCCUACCUCUUUCCACGCGCGCUGGCUUCUAAGAAGCCUCAUCCUGUUCUAUGAGGAACUCGGGAGAGAGUGAUUUUUUUAUAGGGAGAAUUGUAGGCCGGGGAAAGCUGCCCCGCGGGCCGUAAGGACCCGCGGGUGUAUCUUUGGUCUGUUGCACUCUGGAGGUGCUUCCCUCCUCCCUUUCCCAUUUUUCCUUUUCCUUAUCCUAUGAGAGUUCUGCUUGUCUAAGACCAAAUCUUUUUCAUCCUCUGUUCAAAUCCACAACCUGAGGUAUUGGCGCUAUCCUUUUUUUCUCAUUUUCUUCCGUUGAGCAUAAACUUAAAUCGUCUCAGAAGGACAAGGUCCGCCAGUUUAUGGCAGUUACCCAAGCUGGUGAAAGGACUGCUAUAUACUGUUUAAUGCAGAAUGAGUGGAAACUAGAAGUGGCAACAGACAACUACUUCCAGAAUCCAGACUUGUACUACAAAGAAUCCAUGAAAAUUUCAAUAGACAGAAAGAAAUUAGAACAAUUGUAUAACAGGUACAAAGACCCACAAGAUGAGAAUAAAAUUGGCAUUGAUGGGAUUCAACAGUUUUGUGAUGAUUUAAGCUUGGACCCUGCUAGUAUCAGCGUUUUAGUCAUAGCAUGGAAAUUCAAGGCAGCCACUCAGUGUGAAUUCAGCAAAAAGGAAUUUGUAGAUGGCAUGACAGAACUGGGGUGUGAUACCACAGACAAGCUAAAAGCUCUUUUGUCAAGACUGGAACAAGAAUUAAAGGAUCCAAUGAAGUUUAAAGAUUUUUAUCAGUUUACCUUUAACUUUGCUAAAAACCCUGGACAAAAAGGUUUAGAUCUAGAAAUGGCAAUUGCAUAUUGGAAUUUAGUCUUAUCAGGAAGAUUUAAAUUUCUAGAUCUUUGGAAUAAAUUUUUAUUGGAACAUCAUAAAAGAUCAAUCCCCAAAGAUACAUGGAAUCUUCUUUUAGACUUUGGAAAUAUGAUUGCAGAUGAUAUGUCAAACUAUGACGAAGAAGGAGCAUGGCCUGUUCUAAUAGAUGAUUUUGUGGAAUAUGCACGACCAGUAGUCACAGGAGGAAAACGUAAAGCUUCCUAACCAUAGACUUUUCUCAGUGGACUUAAUUUUGCAGUCUGAACUGCAUCAGGAAAUGAAGACAUUUUGGCCAAUAACUGUGCACACCGUCAUUGGUUUCAAUAGUUAUGGUGAGGUGUUACUGACAAAAUGGAAAUCACUACUUCUGCUACAAGAAAAUGAUGGCUGACUCAUGGACACUGCAAGAAAAGAAAGAUAGCCCAGACUGUUUGUAGGAUAUUGGCUUCAAUUAUUGUACUGGUUGUAUCAUAUAGGAUGUAGAUUUUGCAUGAUUUUAUACUUUGGAGAAGUUUAACUAGAGGCCAUUUUAGUAAAGUUUUGACAGCGCAGCAUGCCAUUCAGUUCAUAACCCAGGGUGAACACCAGCAGUUACAUAACUACAACUGUAUUAUAUUGUACUUAUAUUAAAAGCAGUAUUUGUGGUAUAUAAAUUAAAUCCCUAAAUAAAA